Sclerotinia trifoliorum is the source of this 2872-nucleotide messenger RNA. The record is from the annotation of a GenBank genome assembly. Lineage: Eukaryota; Fungi; Ascomycota; Leotiomycetes; Helotiales; Sclerotiniaceae.
AUCCUUCAAAGGUAUAAAGCAAAGAUCUUCCCCUUCAUUAGUAGCAACCUGUGCGCGCAUUUGCGCGAGUUUGUUACAUAAGGUUAUACUACCAAUGAUAGAGUGGGGUUUUACUACUUGGCAUGCUCUCUAUCCUCUUCCUACACAUUUCUCAUUGGUAGUUGAAGCUCAUGAUUAAUAUUGUGGAGAUUUUGUUCCCGAUAAAAGUUUCAUCGGGACUCAUAAUAUGCAUUUGGUGAUUUGAGUCGGUUUGGUAGGUGACCUCAAACUUGCUCAUGGUAGUUGGCUGAAAUCUUGGCAGUGGGUUGAUAAUUGAAGGGUUUCCUAUUUCUCGAAUUCUGGUUAUCUACUUUUGGUAUUGGAUUUUUUGGUGGGAAGUUAUUACAUGUUAUUUUCUCUUUUUGGAUCUACCGGUUUCUCUAGGCAUCAUGGAGGUUAUCGAAGCUCGCCAUAUCCAAAUGGCGGAUAAUAUGUCAACGUUAGAACCACAUUGGGGUUAUGUUGAUCGUAUAUUGCCAUGUAAGAAUGAUCCUGGCUCGUGUGAAUAUUUGGAUACUGUUUAUGUAAGUCAUUGUACUGACCAUCCCCUCCAAAGUUCAGACCGACCCCCUAUAUAAGAUUCGCUUCCACAAUAUAAUCCAGUACUACGUACAAGCUUUACUUUAAUGCUGACCACUCAUAGCAUACUCAUGAUUUAUCAAUGCUCUACACUUUCAUUCUAUGGGCAGUCAUCGGAGGUCUUCUUGUUAUACUCACCAUACUUCGUUUCAUGAAGCCCUCAGGGCGAACUACCAACAAAGCGAGUGACUUCGAAACUCAAAGCAGAGUGAGCAAUUCGUCUUGGUAUUAUCGUUCAUGGCGAGGAGCAACAGCUACUUUCCGACGAUUUCUUCUUCCAGAGAGUUUUGUCAAAUUCUUCGGACAUGUUACCAGAUUGCAAGUAUUGAUACUAGCGAUCUUACUAGGUUAUUUACUCAUAUUCACGUAAGUCAUGUGUCCUAUUCCAAGGACUUUCCUAACAUACAAUAGUUUCGUCGGAGAAGUCUAUAAAAGAUGGAUAACUCCAGUAAAAAAGACGAAUUUAUUCAACACCCGGUCUGGACUCGGCGGCUUUUCCGAUCGUGUAGGAGCAUUCGCAUACGCAUUAACACCCUUCACCGUUCUACUUAGUUCUCGUGAAUCAGUUCUUAGUCUCGCUACCGGAAUUCCAUAUCAAUCAUUCAACUUUUUACACCGCUGGACUGGUCGUGUCAUCUUUAUUCAAUCGGCUGUACAUGCUUUUGGUUGGACACUUAUCGAAGCACGAUUAUAUCAACCACAGCCUACCACUUUCCAAGAUUGGAUAAAACAGCCAUAUAUGAUUUGGGGUUGCGUUGCAUUAAUAUUCCUUUGCUUUUUGUACGUCUUUAGUAUUCGAAGGGUUAUUCGAUGGACAGGAUAUGAAUUUUUUAGAAAGACUCAUUAUGUGGUAGCUUGUUUAUAUAUUGGUGCGUGUUGGGGCCAUUGGCAACAACUCAAAUGUUGGAUGAUUGCCUCUCUCGGAUUAUUUUUCAUAGAUCGAGGUGUAAGGAUACUCCGAACUUUGCUCAUUCACGUUGGCUAUUUCGACGCCAAUGGAAACGCAGGUAAGCUAACAUCAUUUUCCAAUAAUCCCAUGAAAUAAAUUAACAACAAACCCAGGUCUCGGAUUCCACCCCGCUCAAUCAACACUUCAAUACUUCGACGACAAAGACGGCGGAGUAAUCCGUCUCGAAUUCAACCACAGACAUGCACCAUGGUCCCUAGGCCAGCAUUUCUUCCUCUGUUUCCCCGCCCUCAAUAUCUGGCAAUCUCACCCGCUAACCAUCGCAUCUCUACCCUCAAAUCACCACACCUACAUCAUCCGAUGCCGAUCCGGCGAAACCGGAAAUCUCAAAACCCUAGCCCUGAAUAAUCAACUCACCACCCCCGUAAUCCUCAGCGGACCAUACGGAGAACCUCUCUUAAAACCCAACGAAGAACCAACCAAUAUCCUAGCCAUAGCCGGCGGAACAGGUAUUUCAUUAACAUUACCUCUUGUUCUAGCAGCCACUGCUAGCAACGCUACGAUUUAUCAAGGAAGAGCUAUCGAUUUUAUCUGGAUCAUACGACGAAGUUCGUGUUUAGAGUGGAUUAACGAGGAAUUGGAGAUGAUCAAACAGAGAGCGCGGGAUACGAAAUUAAAUCUUAACGUGCAUAUCUAUAUCACGCAAGAAGAAGAACCAUCUUCAUCCUUAGAAGAAAAGACGGACAAAAAUAUGUGGAAUGAUGAGAAAAUAAUAAAAAAGGAGGAUAAAAUCGCAACCUUGAUAACGGGUUCGAGCUCGGAAUUGAAUGUGGAGAAUUCAGGGGUGGGAUACAAAAUAUCCUAUUUGGGUGGUUGUAAAUGCCAUCAUCCGGAUCUGCAAGGGCUAGUUAAUAGAUUUAUGGAUGAGAGAGCGGGAGAGGCAUAUAGGACGAGGGUGGUAGCGAGUGGACCAAAGGAGAUGGGAAGGGAUUUGAGGAGAGCGGUUGCGGGGUGUUGUGAUGGAGGGAUGGUUUUUAGGGGGAAGAAAAGAGGUGAUGUGGAGUUGGUUUGGGAUGCUAGGGAUUAGUUUUUUGGGUGUGGAUGGGUUUUUUGUGGGUUUUAUGAUGUUAUGAAUUAUUUAUGUGUAUAUGAGAAUGAAAAUGGGGUUAUAGAAUUAGAACUGUAAUGGUCAAUUAGCAAUAUAAUGUUUUGAACGUCUCGCUUGUGACUGUCGCUAAAUCUAUCAUGUUGAAGAUGGUUUAGUUCAGUCUGAUGGUAUCGAUUUGUUCAACAUCAAGCUUUGAACGAUACGAAUUGUAACUGUACGAUCUAUGCUGCCCCGAGGCU